UCUCCUUCCCGGCCGCCGUAGUUUAAAAAAAAAAAACAAAAAAAAAAACAAAAAACGGUUACCCAGCAACGAGAUAAAACAACUGGAACCAUCCGCACCAGCUUGAAGAGAAAGAAGAGGUACCAUAGGCAAUUCUUUCCAAGGAGAUGUCGAUUCCUUUCUCCAACACCCACUACCGAAUUCCACAAGGAUUUGGAAAUCUUCUUGAAGGGCUGACACGGGAGAUUCUGAGGGAGCAACCGGAGAAUAUACCAGCUUUUGCCGCAGCGUAUUUUGAAAACCUUCUAGAAAAAAGAGAGAAAACCAACUUUGAUCCAGCAGAAUGGGGGGCUAAGCUAGAGGACCGCUUCUAUAACAACCACGCAUUCAAGGACCAAGAACAAACUGAGAAAUGUGAAGAAGAAAUGGCAAAAUCAUCUGCUAAUGAAGAAACACCAGUUACAACCUUUGAGGAGUUAACUGAGGAAGAAAGAGAAAAGGAGGAGUUUGCUGCUCUCAAAAUCCAAUCCGUCUUCCGGGGACAUGUGGCCAGAGAAGAGGUAAAGAAAAUGAAGUCAGAUAAAAGUGAACAAGAGAAAGGAGAGGAAGCCAAAUGAGGCUACUGGCUUUACCCCCCACCCUAGAAAACAUGAAAAAGUAAUCCAAAUCCAUCAAUGUUGUGAUUGUCAUUUUUUCCUCAGUAAGGGAGAUUUGAUGUAAUGGAAUAGCAUUUGUUGCUGUUGUGAAAAUCUGUCAUUAGCAUUUGUUUAGUAAACAUGGAAUUGAAACACACCCCAUGAAGACUUCUCUGGGACCAGGAGGAUCAUCUCUACUUGUCCCCAGCCUACAUAUAAACCCCUUUGAAUUCAGCAUCUGAACAAUAGUGCCUGACACUUCAGACCUUGAGUUGCGAUCUGACUGUUAUGCCCAAAUUUGUGGGUCCCCACAAA
This is a messenger RNA of Chionomys nivalis (European snow vole), 929 nucleotides long. RefSeq names its product sperm autoantigenic protein 17 (gene Spa17). The transcript is spliced from 5 exons. The record is from RefSeq and is a predicted model, not a curated record. Bases 147 to 596 code for a protein of 149 amino acids. Gene Ontology annotation, biological process: binding of sperm to zona pellucida. Gene Ontology annotation, cellular component: sperm principal piece; sperm fibrous sheath; membrane. Gene Ontology annotation, molecular function: calmodulin binding. NCBI's taxonomy places the organism in Eukaryota, Metazoa, Chordata, Mammalia, Rodentia, Cricetidae.